UAUAUACAUUUCUGUGGUGUUUGGUUGAAUUAGUAAUAUAAUGUAGUAUAUUGUGUGGGCAUGCGAGUGUGCACACAAUAUACUAAAUUUUAUUAUUACAGUAACAUCUGUGUGGUCGUUAUCAAAUACAACCUUAUUGGGGGAUGGUGGGGGGUCUGUGUGUAGUAGACAGUUGCUGUUUGAUGUGUUCUACAUCUGGAAAAGUACAAUGGUUAUAUCCUCAUCCACCGGUCUUGCUGUCAUUACCAGCGGCCAUGGUUUCAUCUAUUUUUUAUUUUUUUUAACAUCCCAGUGUAAUAUCAUGUGAUCUGUCAGGGCUAUUAUACAGUGGCAGAGGGCAAAGUGAACCUGGAGCGCUUUGUUUUCACAAUUUACUGAAACCGAACUGGUUCACUGGUAUGGGUGUGGGGAUGGGGAGCCAGGGUUGCUAAGCCUGAAACUGCAUCUGUGAAGAUAUUAUGUAAUUUAGGGGGGCAAAAAUGUCUAUUUCAAUAUGGACUAAGCUAACAGGUUGAUUUCUGCCACUCACAGACUACACCCUUGACUGGGGCAGUAUUCAGAGACUCUCUGGAUAUUUACUUUUUGCUAAAAACAAGAAAAAAGAUAAAUAAAUACUAGCUAUUAACAGUUACUAAUUUGAUAUUCAAAAAUAUAAUAUUAAAAAAAUGUCUUGGUUCUGGACCCUUCCUGCCUCUAGUGGUCAAAAGUUUCUCUGCAGCUUUAACAUCUCACAGAAAUCUGUUAGAGCAUCAUGUGCUUUGACAUCACAUGAUGUCAUCAUGUUAAAAUAUCAUGUGACAUCAUGUCAGCUAAUAUCAUCAUCAUUAUGUAGGAAAUGAAGGAGGAGAAAGGAUGAAAAACAGCUGCACACAUCUCUUCACACACGUGAACCAACAUUGUUGCUCCUUUCCUAACAAACAAAAUGAAAAAACAAAAAAAAACUUUGUGAUGUUUCAUUCUCUCUCUCUCUCUCUAUCCCUCUCUCUCUGUUUUUCUCUCCCCUCCCCCUCCCUAUCUCAGCAGCAGGAGGAGGAGUCAGCAGUGUGAGGAUGCUGCCAGGUUGCCGUGGUUUCAGCCUCCCAUCUCUUGUGGUGACCGUCGUCAGGGAUGUGUGUGUGUGCGGCUGAAGGGUGUGAGUGUGUGUGUGUGUGUGUGAUUCUUACAGCUGUGAGGAUAUAUCACUGCAGGACGGAGGAGAGGAAUAGAGGAGGAGAGGGAGGAUAGGAGCACAGAGGUUUUGAAGGGUGGCUGUGGAUUAAAGUCGCUGCAGCAAGUUGUCGUUUCCUCUGAGCUGCAGAGAUCUGUGAGGACGACAAGAAGCUUCAUCACUCCAUCUUUGUCUCUGCACAGGGAGGACUGAGACAGUGAAGGAGACAGUGAAGGAUACAGUGAAGGAAGGAUGGAUGGAGUCUGAGUCGUCACUGAUCUUCCGGUUUUUGGGGAGUCAUGACAUCUCAGGAGGAGGCAUCUUCCUUCAAGAGGUUUUUUCAGUAUGUGGAGGACAGUGGACUUAGAACAUACGAUGGCCUGGUGAUCCAGAAUGCCUCAGACAUUGCCAGAGAGAGCGACCGCAUUCGUAACCAGACCAACUGGACCUACCUGCAGGAAAAACACCAGAAAAAGAGACGGCAGGAGGAAGCCAUCAAGAGGAUUGGUGAAGAUGUUGCCAUGGCAACAGACGGGGCGUACUCUGGGAAACAUUUCAGGAUGGGUUUCAUGACAAUGCCGGCACCGCAGGAUAGACUGCCCCCCCCAAGCCAGGGCUUCACCGUCCGAUCCCAGUCCCUCCACUCAGUGGGAGGAGGAGAUGACGACUCCAACCACAACCGAAAACAGCCCCCACCCAAACCGAAGAGAGACCCCAACACCAAACUGAGUAGCAGCUCUGAGAUGGUAAAUGGAGGCUCUGGAGUUACCAGGAGAGACCACCAAGAAACCAAAGAGACAGCGGAGCAGGCGGAGGCUCGAUGUCCUCUCUACACUGAGGACUACAAGAAGAUGCCUCCACCUAAACCGAAGAGGAACCCAAACACUCAGCUCAGCACCUCCUUCGAUGACUCCUACAUCCAUAACCAUGGAAACAAGAAGUCUUCCUUGAGGUGGGAAAAGUCUUCAUCCCAGAGUCAGAGUCCAGCGUCCAGAGACACGGAUGACGAGGAGCCAGUUUAUAUCGAGAUGGUGGGAAACAUCCUGCGAGAUUUGAAAGGUCAGGAGGGGGUGGAGGAUGAGCAGAGCGAGUCUGUGUAUGAGGAAAUGAAGUACCCAAUGUUGGAGGAUUUCCUGCAGGACGGUCACUCCACCAUCAUGGACCCUGAGUCCUGGUCUCGUGGAUCUCUCUGUGACAUCCCUCCACCCUUCCCUAAUCUCCUGACUCACCGCCCACCCCUGCUCGUCUUCCCCCCUGCCCCUGCUCAGUGCUCCCCCAACUCUGACGAGUCCCCCCUCACACCCUUAGAUGUCACCCGGCUGCCCAUGUUAGAAAAUGUCUCUUACAGCAAGUCUGGUAAUGUUGAGCACCCGCAGAGCUCCACCCAUCACCGCAAAGAACGAGACCGAGACCGAGACCGAGACCGAGACAGGGACCGAGACCGAGACCGAGACCGGGACCUGCCAUCCACUCACACCAUCACAUCUUCCGGCCGCUCAUCAGCUCCACCCCUCCACUCCAACCUCUACAAGUCAUCUGGCUCUGCCCACGGUGGUCAUGGUUACCCCCGCAGCCAAUCAGCUUGUCCGUCUCCAGUCAGCAUGGGUCGCUCUCUGACCCCUCUGAGCUUGAAGAGGCCGCCACCAUACGACGCCCUGAUGGCCGGGGGCAGUAUGCCUCGCUCUUCAUCUUCAUCUUCAUCUUCCUCACACAGGGCAGGGGAGGGUGGAGCUAAACUUAGUAACUCUUCCUCCACCCACGGCUCCAUGCAGAAUGUGUCGAGGUCGCAGACUCCAACAAGUCCACUGGACGAACUCAACAACCUGUUUACCUCAGGUAGACAGGUGGUGAAGAGAGGCUCAGGAGGCAGGAAGAGCAGGGAGGGUGAAGGAGACUGUAGGUCUCUGCCCAGACAUGACAGUAAAGACAGAGACGGACAAUCCAGUCCAGUUUCCAGUAGGAUGGGGAGGUCAUCUGUCAGUCCCACCAUGAUGCUGUCUGGAGGAGGAGGAGGAGGAGGAGGAGAAUCAAAAUCUGUUUGUAAACUCGGCCGUUCAGCCUCAACAUCAGGAGUUCCUUCACCUGGCGGGACACCACAACGCCACCUGCAAGAAAUGCAUCAUCCUGCCCUCAGCCAGAUGCCGUGGCUGUGCGGAGACGCCACCAUGAUGGAGAUGAUCGAGAGGAAAAGAGUCUUGUGUCAAGAGAUCAAAUCUCGUCAGCGGCCUGAGAAGAAUUUGUGUAAACAGGACAGUAUGCCGAUCCUGCCCAGCUGGAAGAGGAAACAGCCGCCACCAUAUUCAGGCCCACAGAGCGCCGCCGCCACUGGACAGACCACCACGGUGUUCUGGGACACUGCAAUCUGAAACACAAUUACUACACAAAAACGUGAAUCACAGAGCACCACAGUGUUCUGAGCAACACAGAAAACAGUGAUGAUGAUAAUGAUAAUGAUGAUGAUGAAGUAGCCAUCAGGCCAUAUCCACCACACUGACAGUUCGAUGAUUUAAACGAACACAUCUGGCUGGUUUUCUCUCAUUGUUUGAUUGAUCAGUAUCAGCUGUAUAUUCUCCAUCCGUUAGCACUGAGGGCUUUUACACAUCGAAUGAAAAAAUGUUAAUGUUUACAUCACCAGUCAUGAGUGAGCAGAGAAUGAAUUUUAGUUCAAACUGUCAUUAAGCUUCUCUGCUUCUGGUCUUAAAUCCUCAUUCAUGUGAAUCUGGUUGAGGACUUCAAACGAAAGACUCAAAGAGAAGCAAUGAAAUAAACCAAAUAUCCUCAAGACACAAAAACAACAGUCUAGAUGUCUUCAUUAAAAACAAUCAAAUAUAAUAUGAAACUCUCAACUAAUCAAUUAAUGCACUAAUCACUGAGUGUGAAUGUGUGACAGUUUGUGACAUUGAGGGGUUGACAGAUGAAGUGACCUCAUGUGGGUCUUGACCCAGAGCUUGAGACACUGUCAUGUAAAUGAUGUGAGAAAAUCAGCUGUUUUAUCGUUUUAUUUCAACACUCAAUCAACUUUUCACAAAACAUGACAAUCACCAAAAUCUUUCAGCCAACAGUAACACAGACACAUACACACAUACACAGGACGAGAGGUGCAGGGGUUGUCUUGUUGUCCAGUCAGAGUGAAGGGAGGCAUGGCCACAAAGGUGUAGCAGGUGUUGUCUUUCUAUUCGUUAUUUUUCUAUCUGACCGCUGUAAAAGAUUCAGAUGUUUUUAUAAAGUCUGACAGUCGUGUAGCAGAAUGCUGUAAAAAGAGAAAAAAUAUUUAUAAACUUUUCUGUGUGAAAAGUCUGUCAUCAAACAUGUUUUUAUAUUUAAAUUAAAUCUGUGACGCUCUGUGUGUGGAAGAAAAAAUGUGACAAUGUUUUUAUAUUUAAAAACACUUUUAUUAAGAUGAAAAAGGCACUAUUUUAAAAUGAGAAUAUUUUGGUGAGUUGUUGGUUUGUUUAGUCUUAUCGACUGUACCUGAAACACAGACUGGACUCCUGAUGAACUCCAGUUUAACUCCAUAUUAACUCCAGAUUAACCCCAGUUUAACUCCAUAUUAACUCCUUUUUAACUCCAGUUUACCUCUAAUUUGACUCCCGUUUAAACUCCAGAUUACCUCCAUUUUAACUCCAGUUAAACCCACAAUUCUGUAUUAACUCCAGUUUAAAUUCCGGAUGAAUUCUAGAUUAACUCCAUAUUAAUUCCAGAUUUACUUUAAACUGCAGAUUAACACCAUAUUAUCUCCAGAUUAACUCCAGAUUUAUAACAGUUUAACUCCACUUAAACUCCAGGUUAACUCCCUUUUAAACCCAUAUUAACACCAUAUUAACUCCAGAUUUACUUCAAUUUAACUGCAGAUUAACUCCAGUUUAACUCCAGUUCAACUCCAUAUUAACUCCAGUUUAACUGCUCAUUAAAACCAGUUCAACUCCAAAUUAACUGUAGUUUAACUCCUGAUUAACUCCAGAUUAACUCCAGUUAAACUCCAGAGUAACUCCCUUUUAACCCCAUAUUAACACCACAUUGACACCAUAUUAAUUCCAGAUUAACUCCACAGUUUAAUUUCAGAUUAACUCCAGUUUAAAUCCAGAGUAACCCCAUAUUUACUACAAUUUAACUGCUAAAUAAAACCAGUUCAACUCCAAAUUAACUGUAGUUUAACUCCAGAUUAACUCCCCUUUAAUCCCAUAUUAAUGCCAUAUUAACUCCAGAUUAACUCCAGUUUAACUCCAUAUUAACACCAGAUUAACUCCAAUUUAACUCUCUUUAACUUUACCUGUUCACACAGUUCUGAGGCCUGUACUACGAAGAAGGGUUUGAGGUUAUUGAGGUUACUUCAGGUAUAACUCUGGGUUUCCAAUCCUACAAUGGUGGUUCACUUGUUACCUGAGUAAAUCACCAUUGUCAUUUAUGUUGAACUCCUAACCUCCUCCCAACCUGCCCCAGCUCAGGUUAACUUCACAGGAUCAGAUUGAAACCUGUGAACAGCCAAGCUACUGACCAAUCAGAUACCUGGAAAAACUGAGUCAUUAUUCCUGCAGGAUCCCAACUGGAACAAAAAACUAUCACAAUUACAUUAUAAAUAAUAACAAGAAGUAGACAUUUAUAUAAAUCAGUUCCAGACCUUGCACGUGUCCACUCUGGUUUUAAAACAAUGCUUGCAUUGAGAGUUUAUCACACUAAAUAAAUAUAUCAACUAUUAACUUAACAACUAUUAUAGCUUAAUUUUAAUUGAGGAAAUAUUCUUAAAUCUGACAGGAUUCCUGAGAGUGAUGAUGAUCUUACUUUUCUUCAUCCCUGCAGGUCAGAAUAACAUGAGACUCUGUGACAAUAAUUGGAAAUAAAAACUAAACCCCUGAUGUCUUUUAUUAGAACAAUGAUCCACAUCCUGUUGAAUAUUUCCCAUGAUUAUAAAUUUGAUUUAUAAUUUUCAAACAUUUCAGUCAGACUGACUCAUCAGACAUCAACUACUUCUCUCCUCUUUUCUUUCUCUCCUCUCUGCAGCAGAAACAGUCUGACAUUAACUUUAACUGUUUUAUCUGCAUCACAUUUUCAUAACAGUUUGAUCAUCAUCAGACAAAAGAGCAAAAAUACUUCAGUAAGAAACUUAAUGAUAAUCCAUAUAUCCUAAGUCUGACUAGUAACUAUAUUCAGAAAUAUUACUAUUUUAUUCCAGUCAUCUGAUCAUAUUGUUUGCACUUUGUUGAAUAUCACUUUUGAACGUGGUUAUAACCGAACUUACCGGCAGGUAUCAGCGUUUCUUCUCGUAUCAUAAUAAUUACUUUAUUCAUGGUUCUGACGAGGUAGCCUUUUAAUGAACAACUCCACCUCUUUCAGAUGAAUAUGCUCGUAACCGGACAGGUAAAGCCAGGGUUAACUGAGCCAGUUGAUAACCAGCUUCGUAGUUCAGGUUAUCAGGACGGUCAAUGUUAGGUUCAGUCAAGCCAGAUAACUAAAAGUUAUCCUGGAUAUGUUGAACUUGCUUCGUAGUACAGGCUUCUGGUAUUUUACAGUUUGUUUGUCAGCUGUCAGCUGAUACUACGACAUGUUAGACAAACAGCCCUGUUGCUGUUUGGUUUGUCUGCUCAUUCUAUCAAGACUGAUUAAAUGUCUGAUUAUGAUUAUAGAAUAGCUCAUCUGGGGUCGUGUAAAAAAUCUUUGCAUCACGUUAACUUUUAUUGAGAAGUCAGAGAAUUGGUAAAUAAAGAAAGUUAAAAAUCUGUUGUUUUACAAACUCUACAACAAAUGGGCUCUUUAAACUGCAUAACUUAAAACUGCUGAUUCAACUUAAUGGCCUCUGUUUGUUCAGUUGAGAUAUUUAGAGAAUUUAACUCAGCUGGUUUUACAUUUUCAAAAAUCAGAGAUGACUUUGAACUAAUUAUUCGGCAUUAGUUCAGUGAAGCAGGGAAACUUGUGUUUUUAAGUUAAAUGUUUUACAGAAGGUUUCAGACAGAUGAAGGCACUGUUUACAUUUACUGACAGAUGUAAACAAGGUUACCUGGAGAUUACCUGACAGUCUGUGUUUUUGGGACAGUGGAUCAAUGAUGGACAUGUACAGAAAGAUAAAUCUUGACAAAUGCAGUGUAUUGAUUUAUUACUGGAUGUGUAAGAGCUGAUUGAUUACCAUGAUGUCAAAUCAAAGGUAACAUGAGACUAAAGCAAAGCAUUCUGGGAUAUGAUGAUUAAACCUGUGUGAUUAAUGUAAAUUAAGAUGGAGCCACAUACAUGUAUUCACACAAUCGCACAUGCACAUACACACUCAUGCACAAACAGAGUUUAACACACAGUGUGAUCAAUAUAUGGUGUGAUCAUGUAAUUACUACAGCGUUGGAUCAUGUGAUCAAUAAGGAGUCAAUACAACAGUUGAUUUCAUUGUCUCAUUAAAUGUGAAAUCAGCUGAUCAGUUAUUAAAGUUCCUUAUUUUGAGAAAUUUGAAUUCACACAGACAGUCGAAAUGAACAACACACACUGAAAACCCGUUUGUUGUCUUUAUUCUGAUCAGAUUUUAUUCUUCAGACUGAUUAUCAAUAAAUAUGAUGUAGACAUUAUUGGAA
Messenger RNA from Seriola aureovittata, 7695 nucleotides. RefSeq names its product neuronal tyrosine-phosphorylated phosphoinositide-3-kinase adaptor 2a (gene nyap2a). The transcript is spliced from 7 exons. Bases 1447 to 3513 code for a protein of 688 amino acids. The record is from RefSeq and is a predicted model, not a curated record. Gene Ontology annotation, biological process: neuron projection morphogenesis; phosphatidylinositol 3-kinase/protein kinase B signal transduction. NCBI's taxonomy places the organism in Eukaryota, Metazoa, Chordata, Actinopteri, Carangiformes, Carangidae.